GGCUGAGCGCCGCAGCAAAAGUUGAGCUACGGAAGCGGAACACUUCCGCUGCUGGACGGAGUUACAAACCCCGUUUAAAAGGCUCUUUCUGUAUUUACAGCAUGGAUGACGCGCGGAGGAUCUGUGCGUCUCUGCUCGGAUGCGUCGCGUUGUUUGUCGGCGCCGCCAACGCGUUCAGUCCCAUCGACAGCGAGUUCACGUUUCAGCUGCCAGCUGCCAGCAAAGAGUGUUUCUACCAGAGCGCCGUCCACAACAGCAGCAUCGAGAUCGAGUACCAGGUGAUCGCCGGAGCUGGUAUGGAUGUGGAUUUCUCCAUCAUCUCUCCUCAGGGAAUCCACCUGGUCUCGGAGUUUCGUCGCUCUGACGGCGUUCACAUGGUGGAGCCCACGGAGGCGGGAGACUAUCAGAUCUGCUUCGACAACAGCUUCAGCAGGUUCUCCGAGAAGAUGGUCUUCUUCGAGGUCAUCCUGGACAGCCCAGCCAAUGACGCCGGGGCGGACGAUGAGUGGGCGGGGCUUGGAGAGCCAGAGAGCCUAUUAGAGUACAAGCUGGAUGACAUAAAGGAGUCGAUGGAGACGGUUCACCGGCGGCUGGAGCGCAGUCGUCAGAUGCAGACGGUCCUGAGGGCCUUCGAGGCGCGCGACAGGAACCUGUUGGAGGACAACCUGUGGCGGGUCUCCUUCUGGUCCUGUGUCAGCCUGCUGGUGAUGCUGAGCGUGGCGCUGACGCAGGUGUACACCGUCCGCCGGCUGUUCGACGACAGGAGGAGAGUCUGCUCCUGAGACCACAUCCACAGUGCCUUCCAGUGACGCCAAAUAACACUCCAGAGAACUUGAAAUAAUAAUAAUAAUAAUAAUAAUAAUGAUGAUGAUGAUGAUGAGAGACUGCAGAUGAAUCAUCUGCUCCAGCAGAGAUCAUCACGUUCAUCUGGUGUGAGGAUGUAGGACUUGUCUUCCUGUCGCCUCAAUGUUCAUAGUUCUGUCUUUUUUUAGUCGUGAGAUGAUGUUGUUUUGGGAAAAUGUGAAAAUGUGAUGUUAGUCAACAGGGAAUCUUCUGUACAGCUCUGUGCUUUUUUAAAGCGUUUUACACAAUAAACCAAUAAAAUGGGUUGAAUUCAA
This is a messenger RNA of Cyprinus carpio (common carp), 1118 nucleotides long. RefSeq names its product transmembrane emp24 domain-containing protein 1-like. Gene Ontology annotation, biological process: Golgi organization; intracellular protein transport; endoplasmic reticulum to Golgi vesicle-mediated transport. The record is from RefSeq and is a predicted model, not a curated record. Gene Ontology annotation, cellular component: COPII-coated ER to Golgi transport vesicle; endoplasmic reticulum-Golgi intermediate compartment; Golgi apparatus. NCBI's taxonomy places the organism in Eukaryota, Metazoa, Chordata, Actinopteri, Cypriniformes, Cyprinidae.